AUGUCAAAAAUACCCAAUCUUUCCACCCUUCUCGCCCGUCGAUCCAACCCAUCUAUCAUCCCCAUCUCCCCCACUCGAUCAGGUAACAACAAACCCAAAUCGCUUCAGAAGACCAAACGAACGUUCAAGCCCAAUAUCACUCGGGUGGAUUGGCCUAUCAACCUUCUGGCUGAGACUGAGGGUGCAAGUGCGGGCGCUAACGAUGUAUUACCUAGAUUAAGAGGAGUGAAGAUGCAGAUUAGGAAAAUUAGGGAUGUGGAGAAAGCUGGGGGAUUGGAGGGAUUGCUGCUCUCACGUCGUUCCAAGGAUCUCACACCCUUCGGCGCAUACCUUCGAUCACAAGUAUUUACUCAACUGCAUCGUAUCAAGGAAGACAUUGAGUUCGAGCGAGCCUCCAGGAAGGCUUCGGGUUUACCACCCUUGGAAGGGUUGGGUAGUCUGUCGGGUGGGAUAGGAGGUGGGGAGAAGAAGGAGGUGCCGUUAUUGGAGGGGCAGUAG
This is a messenger RNA of Kwoniella botswanensis, 498 nucleotides long. RefSeq lists its product as uncharacterized. NCBI's taxonomy places the organism in Eukaryota, Fungi, Basidiomycota, Tremellomycetes, Tremellales, Cryptococcaceae. The record is from RefSeq and is a predicted model, not a curated record. Bases 1 to 498 code for a protein of 165 amino acids. The transcript is spliced from 2 exons.